GGGUGGCACGAGGCUGGGCGUCGGAGGGUGGGUGUCAAAGUGGCGUUUCCCGUCGCACCCUCUGUCCUUAUCUUGGACGGGUGACAUCCCUGCGUUCUCUUAAGUCUUUUAAAGCCGGCUCCUGCCUGCUUUCCACGGGCGCCUGCACCCCUCACCCUUCUGAACGGCUUUGCUCUCGCAGAUUGACCUCACGCCCUCCUGGUACCUACUGACAAUGUUUCUUUGAAUUCACCACAUCCAUGUCUCUCAUACUGAAUAUUUUAAGAAAGAUGCUGGCUUACUUUGGUGUCCCCAUAGACCAGGUUUUGCUCACGUGGAAAAAUAAAGAUUAUGGCUCGACUCGGAGUAUCAUUCGUGCUAUUGGGAAAAUGCUUCCUUUAGAACCUUGCCGUAGACCUAAUUUUGAGUUGAUCGCACACUUGAGCUCUGUGGAGUCUGAUCAUUGUGAGUCUACGGUUCCAUCUUUUGCUGAUGUUUUGAGUGUGGCAGGUGGUGAAGAAGCCAGUCCCCUCAGAUGUCGAAAUAACAUACGGAGAAAUUGGGGAGAGGAAAAAAUUGAUCUUUUCCACCCAUCACAUGUUUGGGAUCCAUUGUCACCUGCUGAAAGACAGCACAAACCAAUGAAAAAUGAUGUGCCUGUAAGUGAAGCUGCAGUUAAAAAAAUAGCUGCCCUUGAAGAUGAGCUCGCUUCGCUUCGGUCUCAGAUUGCUGCCAUCGUGAAAAUGCAGGGACUGCGGAGCAGCCCAGCAUCUGGCUUCAUUGACAUGAAUGAGCAACCUAGUGGUGUGGGACGAUUUCUGUCGUCGGGGACUGGUAAGCUGAUUGUGGAACCAGAUCACUUUCCAAGUUCGAAGCUUCCUUCUCCUCCUCUGCCACCACCACCACCACCGCCGCUUCCUCUUCAGUUCUCUUCUGUCCAGCCUCAGUGUUUUCCUCCCACACUACGAAGGUCUACUAAUAGUGGUGGCUUAGAUAAUCCAGCAACUGAAAUGAAAGAGCAACACUCGGAUGCUAGAAAGAACAUUUGUGGUCAUCAUUCAAAAAGCCAGAGAAAUAAUGCUGUUCCGAACAUGUUGGAUGUUCUAAAGGACAUGAAUAAGGUUAAGCUUCGUGCUGUUGAAAGAUCACCUGGUGGUAGACCCAUUCACAGAAGAAAAAGGCCAAGUUCUGACUGGGACCCAGUGUCUUUAAUAUCGCAGGCGCUUAAGCAGAAGUUUGCUUCUCAAGAAGAUGAGUCCUUUGACAAAGAAAGCCAGUCUUGGGAGUCUUCCCCUUUUUCUAGUCCAGAGACCUCAAGGUUUUGACAUCACCUUUCCUCUUCAGAAAGACAGUGAUCUAAAGGAAGAACUCAUCAAAAGCAUUUGACCAAGGAAGGGUUCAGCAACACAAGUUGUGUCUAGACUUGGAAGGAAAGAUCCAGACGCCCUGUUACAUCUUUCACUGCUCUUCAGGGAAGCAGGUCUGCCAGUGCUCAGCUACGGACAGCCCUGAAGAAUAUUGUCUCUGGCUUUGGGAGAUCCGGUGGUUACUGCUGCUGAAGAAAACAGGCUUCACGCCUGUUUUUCUUCAUUUGUUGGUGCUCCUGAAGACAGUGUGUACUUGAGUGAUCUUACUAAGCAAGUGGGACUUCCCAGGUGAUCUGUACUUAAUCUUUUUAAAGUCAGCAAUGAUCUGGUUUAUGUGGCCUUCAGCAAGUUGGAGCUUUUCAGAAGAUAAAAUGAUAGUUUUCAUUAAGGCAGCUAUAAUUUUAAUCUUUCUAAAACUUCCCAAGGUAAAUUAUUCUUAGAAACUGAUUUUGAUUGUUAAGUGCUACAAAUAGUGCAAUCUUCUUGAUAAUUUUUGUCCAUACUUGCUAUGUAAAUGUAUAUGCCUGACAUUUGAUUCCUUCCUUCCUUAUUAGGUAUAGCCUCUGUUCCUUUGUAAAUAGA
Jaculus jaculus (lesser Egyptian jerboa) is the source of this 1928-nucleotide messenger RNA. RefSeq names its product mitochondrial fission regulator 2 (gene Mtfr2). Gene Ontology annotation, cellular component: mitochondrion. The record is from RefSeq and is a predicted model, not a curated record. Gene Ontology annotation, biological process: mitochondrial fission; aerobic respiration. Lineage: Eukaryota; Metazoa; Chordata; Mammalia; Rodentia; Dipodidae. The coding region runs from base 240 to 1304 and encodes 354 amino acids. The transcript is spliced from 8 exons.